CUCCUAAACCUCUCCCCCGCUUCCAGCUCGUUUCCUCCCACUGGAGUUUAAGUAAAGUCCCACGCUUAAAAAAAAAAUCAGGCAGCAGCAGCAGCGGUUGGGCGGGGAGGGACUGUGACCUUAUAGCCUCCAGCCUGGCACCAGUACAGGUUUUAAACCGGCCGAACCCUCUGGGACAAACUCAAACGUAGUAGCUAGAGUCUCCGCUGGGUGUCUUUUUACUCUCCCUGCGGCCAUGAGCACGGACAAGCAGAGCAAGCAGGUGCCGGAGUGCGCUGGAUCUCUCUCCCCAUCCAAAGGCCAGAAACCCCCGAGGAUGCCCAAGUGCUCCCGCUGUAGGAACCACGGUUAUGUGUCUCCUCUGAAGGGACACAAGCGCUUCUGCAACUGGAGGGACUGCCAGUGCCCAAAAUGUAAACUGAUAGCCGAGAGGCAGAGAGUCAUGGCGGCCCAGGUCGCCUUGAGGAGACAGCAGGCUCAGGAGGAGGAGCUUGGGAUUUGUAGUCCAGUGACUCUGACUGGCCCAGAGGUGAUGGUGAAAAACGAAACUGGACCAGACUGCCUGUUCUCUGUGGAGGGACAGUCCCCGACACCUCCCAGCACCUCCAUGUCCUCUCCUGCUGUCACAGGGAGUCGCUCGGCGUCGUCCCCCAGCCUGUCGGCCGGUGGCAGGGCUCACGCCGAGGGAACGUCCGACCUGCUGAUGGAGUCCCCCUAUUACAACUUCUACCAGCCGUCACGCUACCCCACCUACUACAGCAACCUCUACAACUAUCAGCAAUACCAGAUGCCCCACAGCGACAGCCGCCUGUCCGGCCACAGCGUGUCCUCUCAGUACCGCAUGCACUCCUAUUACCCAGCAGCCACUUACCUGACUCAGGGCCUGGGCUCCACCACCUGUGUGCCACCCAUCUUCAGCCUGGAGGACAACAACAACAACAACAACAACAACAACAACAACUGCUCUGAGGCAAUGACAGCCUCGUUCUCGUCCAGUAGCCUCACCACCGCUGACACUCCCGUGACCUGCAGGUCCAUCAACUCCCUGGUUAACUCUGACGUCAAGGUCGAGUGCGAGGCCGGCGGCGAGAUGGCCAACUUCACCGUCAUCGACGUCGACACCACCAAAUAAUGAAGCUAAGGAUACAACCAAAAAGCCAUAUGAAAUCAGUUUAGAAAAAAGCUUAUGUUCUUGCAGUUUCACAGUUCGCUGUUGCUUCAGGUUUCUUUUUUCAUAAACCUAUAUUCCGUACUUUUUAGUUCAUUUUUAGCUUCAAAGCUGUGGAAUCAUUUGUUGAAACCAGUCAAAAAUUGUUCAAGUUCACAGAUAACAACAUGCAAACAUUAGAGAAAGGCUAUUUUAAAAGUUAAUUAAAUGUAAAAGUAGAUUUAAAUCAAGAUUUGACCAAAUUAUAGAAACUAAAUAGUGAAUGGUUGCAUAUGUAUAAAGUUAUACGCUUGUUUUUUCAGCUUUAGAAAGCAACUGUUAAUGUAAAGCAAUGUGUUUUUAUAUUAUCCAAAAGAUAAAGUAACGCAGUACGCAGAAUAAUGACAUUAAAAUCCUUUCUAGCCUACAGUAAAAUGACUAGUGCAGCUUUCACACAGUACCAGUCAUGAUGUGUUUCCUUUAACAGUGAGUUAGUGGUGAUUAGUUCGGUGUUAGUCGACUAUUUUUGACAAUCAGACUAUUGACUUUUUGAGCAGAUAAACAGGAAUCACUGUCUCUGUAUGUCUUAAGCACUUAUUUAGAAAAUGUCAGAAGUGAAAUUUGGCCAAAUGAAGUCAGCAUGUGCCUUAAUUUCUUUUAAUUUCCCCCCAGUUUACAUGCAGUACAUACAAUAAUACGCAUAGUUGAGUUAGUUAGAAAAAUGUUUUGUGGUCCAGUAAACCAAUAGACUGAAAAAGAUGACCCCACCGUUCUUAGUAGACAUUGAUCUGGUGCUCUGUAAGUUAAAAGAUGUCCAGAAAUCCAGGGUUAAAAUUGGACUAAACUUUGUCUGAGCAGCAACAAUUAAUAGAUUAAUAGAUUUUUAUUCUCUUAUUUCAGCCUCUCCAGUGUGAGGAUUUACUGCUCAUAUCAUUGUAAACUAAAUAUCUUGUUGUCAUACUGGUCUCUGCUAGGAACAAAAACAGAGAACUUCUAAAAUGAUGUUAACUUUUGAAGAUAUCCACUCAGUUUGUGUAACUCAGACAGCUGAAGCCUCUUUGACUUCAGAUAACCUUUGGAGUGUAAUUUCACACCAAAUGAGGACUUUAUCACUUACACUCAAUCUGUUACAAAACAAAUCCCGUGAUAAGAAUACACCAGACGUCUAUUUUUUUCUUAAAUAUGUCACAAAUAUUGUCGAUAAUAACUCUUUAAAUUAUUUUUUUAAGAAAUGUGACCCAGAUUUGAAGAUUUAAACUGAGUGGGAUAUUUUAAUCAGACACAUACAUCUGCAGUAAGAUAAUAUUGAUUGAUUUAUCUGUGUGGCUUCAUUAAAAACAUCCAGUUUAACCCAGAUUUAUGCCUGGACAUCUUUUUACUUGCACCAGUGAAACACAGUUAUCUAUCCCUGAACAGCAGUCACAUCAUCACACUACACGCAUUCCUUUCUUCUGUGUCUCUGAGUUAGAGUUAAAAGUAAAGAUCCACCAUCAGAGACACAGAGAUAUCCUCCUGUAGGGCGGCUGCAAGAGAGCAUAAAAAAAAAUCCAAACAUGCAGGUUAGACAUGAAUCAUGUUUCCCUCGGUUGUGUUGGCGUGUGAUGAGCACCGGCUGCUUAUUUAUGAUGCCACUGAUCCAGUGGCAUCAUUUAUUCCAGAGAAUUUGCAUGUCUAUUGUAUAUUUAACCCCUUCAGGCCAGGAGUUUUGCUAUGGUGGAUAUAGACAGAGCAGAGGCUGAAGUGAAGAACUGAAACUCCACAAAAUAAAUCAGCAACUAUUUUGAUAAUCAGCUAAUCAUUUUAAGCACAAAAAUGCUAAAUAUUAGUUGUUUUCAGCUUCUCAAAUGUUAGUAUUUGCUGCUUCUAUUUUUUUCUUGUCUUAAAUUAUAAUAAAUUGAAUAUUUGUUGGGUUUUAGACUGUUUCGGAUAAAAAAAAACAAUUUGAAGAUGCCGUCACCAUCAGUCAUUUUCAUUAUUUUCUGAUACUUGCAGCCCUUCUAAACUCUACAGUUGUUUUUAACAGAUAAAAUACAGGUAAUAUUUGCAUUUAAAGAGCAAUAACCCCCAAAACAAACUCUUUUUUUACUUUAUGAACUAAUGAACGUUAUCCUGUUUGCCCACAUGUGAGUUUAAUUUGAAUAUUAAUUAAAAAACAACUCAGAUUUUUUUUUUCCAACUUUUCCGCCGUUGUGAAGCUGACUAGUACACUACUGUACUGUUUAUGUGUUUUGUGUUUUAUGGAGAUUCAUUUCGAAUUGCAUGCUUUGAAAGUGUUUAUUUGUGUUUGUGUUUGAAUAAGACAGCAACAAAAGUAA
Lates calcarifer (barramundi perch) is the source of this 3462-nucleotide messenger RNA. It is a transcript of the gene dmrt1, whose product is annotated as doublesex and mab-3 related transcription factor 1. NCBI's taxonomy places the organism in Eukaryota, Metazoa, Chordata, Actinopteri, Centropomidae. Gene Ontology annotation, biological process: regulation of transcription by RNA polymerase II; sex differentiation. Gene Ontology annotation, cellular component: nucleus. Gene Ontology annotation, molecular function: DNA-binding transcription factor activity, RNA polymerase II-specific; RNA polymerase II cis-regulatory region sequence-specific DNA binding. The transcript is spliced from 5 exons. The record is from RefSeq and is a predicted model, not a curated record. Bases 236 to 1132 code for a protein of 298 amino acids.